AUGAUGGUAGGAGAACAUCAUCGAGCGAAUCCAACGGUUCAUGUGCCUCCAUGGCCCACCCAUGACGAUCCAACGGCUGAGAUUUAUUCCUCUUAUUUCCCUGACGAUUGCAAUGCUGGCUCCGGAGAUUACUCUCCGUACUAUCUCCGUGAAGCACUGACGGCGCUUCAGCGUUAUCUUCCGUCAAACGAGUUAGACGGCGAUUCCGACUCGGACGUUCACGGCCGUGACUCGGAGUCUCCAGUGGACGCAUACUCAUGCGAUCAUUUCCGCAUGUACGAGUUCAAGAUAAGAAGGUGCGCUCGUGGAAGAUCGCAUGACUGGACCGAGUGUCCGUACGCUCAUCCCGGAGAGAAAGCACGCCGUCGUGAUCCAAGGAAGUUUCAUUACUCCGGCACAGCAUGUCCUGAUUUUCGCAAAGGAAACUGCAAGAAAGGUGACGCGUGUGAGUACGCGCACGGUGUUUUUGAGUGCUGGCUUCACCCAGCGCGUUACCGUACUCAGCCAUGCAAAGAUGGAACCAGUUGCCGCCGGCGCGUUUGUUUCUUCGCUCACACACCGGAGCAGAUCCGACUCAACGUUCAACAGAAUACUCCACGGAGCCUAAACUCGCCAGAUUCUUACGACGGUUCUCCACUAAGACAAACUGGUUUGCCGUUUUUGUCUUCUCCGAUUUCUAUUUCUCCACCGGAGUUAGAUUCACCACCGAUAUCUCCAAUGAGUAAAUCUCUAGGUUCUAGUUCAAUUAACGAGAUGGUGGCUUCCUUAAGAAACUUACAGCUUGGGAAGUUAAAAUCUAUGCCGGUUAAUAGAAACCUGACAUUCGGGUCAAGUUUCGGGUCACCAAGAGGCUCUGUCCUUCGACCCGGGUUUUGUAGUCUUCCUAAUACACCAACUCAAAAACCCAAUUCGGGUCGGGUUGGCGUUGGGUAUUUUGAUCUUUGGGAACAGAGUUGUGAGGAGGAGCCAAUAAUGGAAAGAGUUGAAUCUGGAAGAGACAUAAGGGCUAAAAUGUUUGAGAAACUAAGCAAAGAAAAUUCAAUGGAGAAUCCGGAUUCAGAUCCGGGUUUGGGUCAAUCAGGUGGGGCUCCGGAUGUUGGGUGGGUUUCUGAACUGCUGAAAUGA
Molecule: messenger RNA, 1125 nt
Organism: Lathyrus sativus (Indian pea)
Lineage: Eukaryota; Viridiplantae; Streptophyta; Magnoliopsida; Fabales; Fabaceae
Source: the annotation of a GenBank genome assembly